This is a messenger RNA of Galendromus occidentalis (western predatory mite), 1553 nucleotides long. RefSeq names its product Poly(ADP-ribose) glycohydrolase (gene Parg). NCBI's taxonomy places the organism in Eukaryota, Metazoa, Arthropoda, Arachnida, Mesostigmata, Phytoseiidae. Gene Ontology annotation, cellular component: nucleus; cytoplasm. The coding region runs from base 108 to 1463 and encodes 451 amino acids. The transcript is spliced from 9 exons. Gene Ontology annotation, biological process: regulation of DNA repair; nucleotide-sugar metabolic process; carbohydrate metabolic process. Gene Ontology annotation, molecular function: poly(ADP-ribose) glycohydrolase activity. The record is from RefSeq and is a predicted model, not a curated record.
CUGCCGAGCACACGGUUCUCAUAAAGACACCGUACGUACCAGGGAACGAUGUUCCGAAAUCCUCCCCUCCGGAAUGCAGCGAUAUCUGGGACCAACACCAUGUGAAAAUGCCUUAUUCACCUCGUUCGCUGUAUAUGGAUUCCGAUGGUACCCAAAUCUCUCGCUGGAAGCUGAUUGAGAGAAGUUUGCUCGCUCCGAUAAACUCAUUCCACGAUCUGAGGGGAGCAAUCCUAGAUUAUAAUGGUGGUUUCUCCUGGGAUAUGGAAGAGCUUGAAGAUUUCUUGGAAGAGAUGACGCGGGAUGAGAGAGCCUCAUUCUUCGAGAACCUCCUGCCGUCCAUAAUCAAGCUGGCUCUUCGAAUGCCGGAUAUAUGCACAAGACCGCUGCCCCUGCUGACCAAAGGACGCUCACACAGUAUAACGAUGUCCCAAAAGCAGGCGUCCUGCCUUCUGGCCAAUGCGUUCCUUUCAACGUUUCCGCGGAGGAAUACCACGAAGCCCGACACUCAAUUCUAUAAUUACCCGAGCAUAAACUUCCACACCCUAUUCAAUCGCUGUUUUCGAGAAAAAAGAAGAAGUUGCCGGAAGGAGAAGAUCAGAUGCCUGUUGAACUAUUUCCGACGAGUGACGGAGAAAGUGCCGGUCGGUAAUAUAACCUUCACUCGGGUGAGACUCCGCUGCAGUCUAGGCUGGGAAAGUAGUCAGGCCCGACUCCAGCAGGCCUUCGUAACUUCAGAGGGUUUGAUCGAGGACCAAGGAUAUGGAAUGUUGAUGGUUGACUUCGCGAACCGAAAAGUGGGCGGAGGGGUAUUACGCGACGGUUGCGUUCAAGAGGAGAUCUUGUUCGUGUUGUAUCCUGAGCUCAUAUGUGCGAGACUUUUCACCGAGGCACUAGAGGAUGACGAAGCAUUGCUCGUUACCGGCGUAGAACGUUUUAAUCAACACGAAGGCUUCAGUGAUGAAUUCCGAUGGGCCGGAAACGUCUCAGAUUUCGCAGAGCGCGAUCCUUGGGACCGGAAGUACACGCAGAUCGUCGCCAUAGACGCACUCGAACAUCGGGGGAAACGGGAACAGCGAGAGCAGUUUGCCGUGGACAAAGUUCUUCGAGAAUUGGUCAAGGCGUUUUGCGGCUUCCAAACCCCGGGCUUCCCUAGAUCGUGUCUGGCGACCGGCAAUUGGGGGUGCGGGGCUUUUGGCGGGGACGCCCGUCUGAAGUUUCUUAUCCAGUGGAUGGCGGCUUCAAGGGCGGGUCGCCAGUUGACUUAUUUCACGUUCGGGAACCACGCGCUCAUGUGUGAGCUCCGAGCGUUGCAGACCCUCAUCAGUGAACAGAACAUCUCAGUUGGAGACGUUUUCCUGCUUCUGAAGCGCUAUGAUCGAUUGUACAUAUCAAACGAAACCCGAGGUCAGCUUUCAUUGAGCGAGUACUUGUUCCAAAACUUCAGCUCCCAAGAUUCAGAGUGAAGUCGUGUGGAGGAUGCGGUUCAAGUUCGGAAGUUUAGUUCAUAGUCUCGAAAUAAAACUCGUUGGACGCGUCGCUUGUGUCACCACUUU